This is a messenger RNA of Triticum aestivum (bread wheat), 2173 nucleotides long. RefSeq lists its product as uncharacterized. Lineage: Eukaryota; Viridiplantae; Streptophyta; Magnoliopsida; Poales; Poaceae. The coding region runs from base 634 to 1695 and encodes 353 amino acids. The record is from RefSeq and is a predicted model, not a curated record. The transcript is spliced from 3 exons.
CCGUCCCGCAAGCCUCGCUCGCCCUGAUCCGAUCCCCAAAUCCCUCUUCGCCGUCGACGCCCCGAAUCUCAGCUCCGGUGAGGCCGACCCAUUAGCAGGGCGUGACCUCGGCGCGCCCGCCCUCCCUCCCGCCCGCCGCUCCCUCCUCUCCGCCCGCCGUCGUCCCGGUCGCCGGAACCCGACAAGUUGGAUAUCUAGGAGGCACCGCAGCGUUGCGGCGCCCACCGCGCGGACACCAUGUCUGCGGCGCCAGCCGCGUACCCCACCACCAGCCUCCGCGCCGUCGCGUCCGGGAACUCCUUCUUCCCCUGCUCGCACCGCCUCAAGCUUUCCUCCUCGCAUCGUUUUAGUAGUAGUAGUAUUGGCAAUCGUAGUAAUUGCCUCUGACGUUUGCCUCCCCCUCGUCGCCCACGACCUUCGGUUCGAUCCGCUCCUUGUGCUCGUCCUGAGGAUUGUCCGGUUGUGAGGGCUAGGUGCUACAUCUCUGCCUUCUGCGUUUGCGCGGGUUUGGUGUCUGUGUUCGAUUUCGAUCAGCAGGUCCGAUCGAAAGAGAUUUGGUCUGUUGGAGGUGGUGAUUGCUGUCUCUCCAAGGAAAGAGGAAGUUGUCUUCUGAACUUCGGAUUUAGCUUGUGGAUGGGCGGACCUUUGGUAGACUGCAGUGCCGAAGGUGUGAGCAGCAGCUCAUGUCUCAGCCGCAGCACCUGCGAAAAAGCAGGUUUUGAGCACAGCUCUUGUGCUCUACCUGAAGAUGAAAAGUCUGAAGCUGGAAUAGCAUCUGUGAAAGAUGAUUUGGUUGUCAAGGAAAUCAGUUUGGCUCUUGCUGAGGUGAUGCGUGUCUAUAAUGACAAUGAUGAUGAAGAGACAGAUCUGAGUGAAGACUCUGACGAAAAUGGGGAUUCACUUUCUGUAGAAUCAGAUUCGGCUGAUGAUUUGGUUGAUAUUGACACUGAGGUGGUCACAUCGUCAGCCUUAACUGCCGGGAAUGCGUCUAAAUCAUCAACUGGAAAUUCAGAGAUUGGAAAUUCCUCAACCAAUGGGACUGAACUGUUGGUUUCUGCAAUGAAAGGAAGCCGUGCAAAGCGGGGAAUUGUGACAAAGUUGAGUGUUUCAUGGGCCCCUGACGUAUAUGAUCCUCCUGUUACUUCUGACUCACACACAGUGAAGCCGCACCAGAGAAGUUCAAGGAAGAGCCACUACAAAUACAAGCCCCCAAAGGGCAGCAGCAGCAGCAGCCGCACUAGCAGUGGCAGCAAAAAGGACAAGAAGCAUUCUCACCACAGCAGCAGCAGCAGCAGUAAAAGAGAUAAGAAACCUUCCCACCGCAGUAGCAAUGGUGGCAGCAGCAGAACUGACACUAGUGAUCCUCACCAUCGGAAGGCAUAUGGCAGCAGCAUUACCAGCAGAACUGAUACUAGUGUUCCUGAAUAUCAUAAGUUAUCGCCGUGGCAGCCACCGGCUAGUGCCGCAGUGGAAGAAGCCAUGCCCCCUGUACCUGUUCUGAAGGCCAUGGAACAGAUCAAGCGUAGCUCCAGCUGCUGCAAGGAGCCGCCGAUAAGCAUGAAGGCCAUGGAACAGAUCAAGCGUAGCUCCAGCUGCUGCAAGGAGCCACCGAUAAGCAUGCUAUCACGCCAAUUCGUGGCUGCCAAGUACAAAGGGAUGUUUUCUUUCUUGAGUCAGAACCAACUUGCUUCUUGAGCAUAUGGCGGGGGCCUCCUGCGCUAUUCACAGGCGCGCUUCUGGUUAUCAGCAAAGCUUUCAUGUUGGAUGGUGUUUUGAUCUGUGAACUUUUGUUUGGACAUCAGUGGACAUGGUUUUGAAAAUUCUUUGGUUGACGUAUGCACGACCUUGAGAUUUUAACCUGUCUUUCCUUAUUAUUAAAAUAAAAACUGUUUUGCUCAUUUAUUUAUGUAAUAUAUAAGCAUGUUAUGUGUGUAAUUUCUGUAAUAAGCAUGCUAUGCGUGUGCAUUCUGUUUUCUGUUUUGAGUUUGGGCAUUAUUACAUCAGUUAAGCUGAUUCCUUCAUGCCCUGCAAAAAAAGAGCCGAUUCCUUCAUGGAUCAGAUAAUGACUGAAGUGAAGUAACACAUGGAGGGAUGUAUGUAACCCAUGGUAACAAUGUAUCUGUGGAUGUAACCACUUCCCCAGUGUAAAAUGAAAUACACAACAUUUCAGUAA